CUCUCUCCCUUUCCCUCUGUCUCCUUCUCUCCCUCCCGAUGUUGGAUCCCGGCGCGGCGCCCGCAGGGAUGAGCGAUGGAGGGGCCGAACCCGGCGGGAGCCCCGUCCUGCGGGCCGAGCCCUCCGCUACCGGGCGGGCCCGGGAGAAGGCACCGACCCGGGCGGAGCUGGAGAGCGCCCUACGCGGCGGCGGCGGCGGCGGCUUCAAGGACAUCCCGGGAACGUCGUCGGUCAGCCCCGGCUCCUCCAAGGAGCGCGCCCCGGACAGCGAGAGCCCGGCGGGACCCGGCGAGGCGGAUUACUGCCGCCGCAUCCUGGUGCGAGAUGCCAAAGGGACGAUCCGGGAGAUCGUGCUUCCCAAGGGGCUGGACCUGGACCGGCCCAAGCGGACGCGGACAUCCUUCACUGCCGAGCAGCUCUACCGCCUGGAGCUGGAAUUCCAGCGCUGCCAGUACGUGGUGGGACGGGAACGCACGGAGCUGGCGCGGCAGCUCAACCUCUCCGAGACCCAGGUGAAGGUCUGGUUCCAGAACCGCCGCACCAAGCAGAAGAAAGACCAGAGCCGGGACUCAGAGAAACGCCCCGCAACCACCUCCGAGUCCUUCGCUACCUGCAACAUCCUGCGCCUGUUGGAGCAGGGCCGGCUCCUGCCCCUGCCGGCCCCCCCCAGCCUCCUCUCUCCCACCUCCCACCCCAUCGCCAGCCCUACCGGUAACGGAGCCGGGCUGCCCGCACCGGGAACCGCGUCCCCGGGGCUCAGCGGUGGGAGCAGCCCCCCCGCACCGGGAGCCUUCAGCCUCCAACUCCCGGCUCUCGCCGCCUCCUCCUCCUCGUCCUCGUCCUCGCCCUCGCCCCGGCUGCCGGGCUCCGCGCUCUGCUUCGGGGCUGCGCUGCGGGGCGGCCCCCCCGAGCUCCCCGGCGCUUACGGACUGGGCACGUCCGCGUUCGAGCCUUACACGCGCCUGGAGAGGAGGGACAAUGGCAGGGCCGGGGGGGGGGAGCCGAGCCCCUGA
Messenger RNA from Neopsephotus bourkii (Bourke's parrot), 1013 nucleotides. RefSeq names its product ventral anterior homeobox 2 (gene VAX2). The coding region runs from base 39 to 1013 and encodes 324 amino acids. Gene Ontology annotation, biological process: neuron differentiation; central nervous system development; regulation of DNA-templated transcription. The record is from RefSeq and is a predicted model, not a curated record. Gene Ontology annotation, molecular function: DNA-binding transcription factor activity, RNA polymerase II-specific; DNA binding. NCBI's taxonomy places the organism in Eukaryota, Metazoa, Chordata, Aves, Psittaciformes, Psittacidae. The transcript has 3 exons.